Quercus lobata is the source of this 690-nucleotide messenger RNA. Its product is annotated as extensin-2-like. The transcript has a single exon. The coding region runs from base 1 to 690 and encodes 229 amino acids. Lineage: Eukaryota; Viridiplantae; Streptophyta; Magnoliopsida; Fagales; Fagaceae. The record is from RefSeq and is a predicted model, not a curated record.
AUGGCCAAUCUUUGGCCUCACCUGGUCUAUGCAUUGGCACUAAUCUUAUUAGCUACCAAUGUAGCUGCUGACGAUCACAAGCCUUACAUUUAUGCUUCUCCACCUCCACCGCCUUAUGUUUAUGCAUCACCUCCACCACCUCCUUACUACUAUAAAUCACCACCACCGCCUUCACCAUCACCUCCUCCACCUUAUAUUUAUAAAUCACCACCACCACCAUCUCCAUAUCCUCCUCCUCCAUACGUUUACAAGUCACCACCACCACCAUCACCCUCACCUCCUCCUCCCUAUAUCUACAAGUCACCACCACCACCAUCACCCUCACCACCUCCUCCCUACAUCUACAAGUCACCACCUCCCCCAUCUCCAUCACCCCCACCUCCUUACAUCUACAAGUCUCCACCUCCUCCAUCACCAUCACCUCCUCCCCCUUACAUCUAUAAAUCUCCUCCACCACCCUCACCAUCCCCUCCUCCUCCUUAUAUUUACAAGUCACCUCCUUAUAUUUACAAGUCACCUCCACCUCCAUCACCUUCACCUCCCCCUCCUUACGUAUACAAGUCACCACCUCCCCCAUCUCCUUCACCCCCACCUCCUUACAUCUCUACACCAAUCUCCACCACCUCCACCAUACGUCUACAAGUCACCACCUCCUCCAUCUCCUUCACCUCCUCCUCCUUACGUUUAUAA